Mizuhopecten yessoensis (Yesso scallop) is the source of this 3095-nucleotide messenger RNA. RefSeq names its product post-GPI attachment to proteins factor 2-like. Gene Ontology annotation, cellular component: Golgi membrane; endoplasmic reticulum membrane. Gene Ontology annotation, biological process: GPI anchor biosynthetic process. NCBI's taxonomy places the organism in Eukaryota, Metazoa, Mollusca, Bivalvia, Pectinida, Pectinidae. The coding region runs from base 90 to 953 and encodes 287 amino acids. The transcript is spliced from 5 exons. The record is from RefSeq and is a predicted model, not a curated record.
CUUCCGUCGUCAUCUCGGCAAACAAGCUCCGAUAAACGGAUUCAGAUUUUCGUUAUUCAUUUAUCACAGUAGGAAAACCGUCGCUCAUCAUGGGAAGUGAUACAGUUGAAAAGAGAGAAAAUAUUCAUGGCACCAUGCUGCGAAUACACUUCAUGAGAAUUGCCUACGUGACCGUGUCAUUACCGGCUUUCUCACUACUCUUCUGCUUUCUGUCGGGAAUCACAUUCCGAUUUUAUGAUGUCAAUGAAACAGUUUGCAAAGCCACUAAUGUGAUACCGUCGAUCAGUGCUAUCACAGGAAUCCUGCCCCAGGCCUAUGUGUGGCGCAUUUGUAUCGGACUGCACUCCACACCCAGGUUUGCUGUUGGCAUCAUGUACUACAAUCACUACAAGGAACGCCUACGAUUGAUCAGUCCCCAGUAUCAUAGACUAUACCUCAACCUGCUCCGCCUCAACUUCUGGCUGUACACCAUAGAAAACUCUUGUCUGGUCGCAGUCACCUACAUCUCCAACAAAGAGAACUAUCCCCUCCAUGAGAAGAUCUUCAUAGUGUUUAUGGUAGCCUGUAACUGCUACAUGCUACUUAAUACCAUCAUCUAUCGGUGGUCAAGGGAUGCAACCAUGUCCGCUUCAGAACAGUUAUCCUAUAAAAUAAAGAAGUGGAUGUUUAUUGCUAUUAUAUCAGCGACUGGCGGACUUCUUAUUUUCUUUGUCAGACACAGGUUUUUCUGCAUUCCAUUUGCCUUCAGCUAUUUUUCUGCCUGUGAGUAUGUGAUAGCAUACACUAACAUGGCAUACCAUCUGAGUGGAUACUUGGAGUUUAAAGACUAUUAUUUCAUUGCGGGGCGUGUUAGUCCCGCAACAGAAACCAAAAAUGGUGAGGUGACCAGCCCAGUAGAUCAAUCACCACGGAAACCACUGGUACGGAGGAGGACAGGCGACAAUCCAUUAUAAUGUCAAUAUCUAUUAGGACAGACAAUUUAUUAUUCCACUUUUUCUCUAGAAGCACUUUUUAUAUGGAUCACCAGUUUCAUGUUAAGACUUGAAUCACACAUCAUAUCAGUUGGUGUCUGCAACUGGUUUUGAUAAAAAUGCAUGUUCACAACAGAUGGGGCUGGGCAGACAUGCAGACAUCUUCGCCUAAGCAAUACUUUAAAAUUCACUUUUUGAACAAUUCAACAUAUUUAUUCAUGACAGUUCUUCAAACUUUUUUAUAAAUUCUUUAAGGUUUUUACUGUUUUGUACUGUACUGUACUGUAACACGGUACUUAGUUUAUAGUAUUAUUGAUAUUUAAGUGAUUACGAUAACAAUAUUCAUUGCAAUGAACCAAAACCAUAUGAUAUGAUUCUCUAGAUAAUUUAUCGUGUCAUGUUCAUGUUAACUGAUGUUUUUUUCUCUUUUAUUCCUUACAAAUGUCGACUCAAUUUUUAGCUCACCUAGUCCUUUAAGGACUGGUGAGCUUAUGCUGUGGUGCAGAGUCCAUCGUCCAUCAGUAAAACAAAUUGUUUAAAACACGACUAUUCCUGAAUGGCUCAGUGGAUUUUCUGGACCAAAGCACCCUUUGGCAAAGGGGACUCCCUUUUAUAAAAACGGAGGAUGUGGUCCACCUUCGGGCAGAGUGAUUGGGUUUAAUAAGAACAUAAUUAGAAAUGUUUAAAAUCCUUCUCUUCCCUAAUGAAUAUUAGAGUUUUAACCAAAUUUUUGUGGAGAACAUCCUUGGGCAAAGGGGAUUCCAUUUGUAUAAAUGGAGGGUGCCACCCCUCAAGUGGUAGAGAGACAGGGUCCAAUAGGGGCAUUGUAGGGAUAUUUUAAUGUUUAACAUCCUUCUCUUUCCGUACCAAUUAACUGAUUUUAUCCAAAUUUGGUGUAGAGCAUCCUUAAGCAAAUUAGAAUCAAUUUUGUAUAAAUGGACGAUGUGUUCCUCUGAGAGCAAAAAGCCCAAUAGGAGAAAUUAAGGUAAAUGUUUUAACUCCAUGAACGUUCAGCAGGGCAGCAAGAAUCAAUGAGGGACAGGUACCGGUGUUGCUGAGAAACUACGCCAAUAUUUAGAAAUAGUUAAUAUUUUCCCAUGGUUGCUUACCUAUUAUCCAUGUGAGCUUUACAGGCCCUGUGGGCCUCUUGUUUGAGAACUGAACUUAAAAAGUUUAACCCUAUGAUAUUUACUGUUGGUUAUUAUUCUGUGAUGAAAAUGAGAUUUUUUUUGUAGAUAACAAUUAAGAUCUUAAAGGAAUCCUGGUUAUUUAUGAACUCAAGGUAUAUUAUAUUGAUUUGAAGUUCACAUUAACAAAAUAAAUGUUUUUUUUCUUAUAAAUUUACCGUUGAUUGGAGUUGAUCUGUAUUGUAGCUUAAACGAUAAACCAAAUAAAGUUUUAUUUAAAAACAUUUUUCUUCCAUUUGAGAUACGAUAACUAGUUUUACAUUUUUCCCAACACGUGUACCAACCUUUAAAUUGGCAUUACAAUUUUAUUAUCUUCUUCAAUUUUAAAAAUGAAAUCAAUUCGUUUACUGAAUUUUUGAUAUUGAAGUAACUUUCCAGGGUAUUUGAAAAGUUCAAAUACUGUUUGAGUAGGUACAGAAUAUAAAAUGUAGUAUGUAAAUGUACCUAUCCAACCAUACGACCACCACUAUGGUGAAGUGGUGUCGUAUGUUAUCCCUGUAUAACAAAGUGUUACUGUCAACUGGUUUCUUGUUGUUCUUGUAUAGGAUGCUUUAGAACCCUUUUACUACAAAGUCCAAUUCGGUUUCAUACUAUGUACACUGUAAAGAAACGUUGUGAGACUGACGUUCGUUAUAGAUUCAUUGAAACCUUGUUAAUCUACAAUGCUGCUUGUAUCUGAAUAUUACUGUCACCAAUGUAUACUUUGAAAACAUGAGAAAUGAAAGGUUUAUUUCUAUGCAUUGUAGAAGAUUCAUGUUAAAGAGUCCAUUAGGAUUUAAAAAAGUAUGUGGUAGUCAAACAUUUGGUGAAGUUUUGAAGAAGAAAACAGUUAUAUUUAUGAACUGGUGAUGUUUGGUAUAGGAGACACAUAAAUGAAAUAAAUACUUUUUGUUAAUUUAUUAUAUACAUUGGAGACAUAUAUUGAUAAAUCAUUGAU